AUGGAAAAUCUGAUGUCAGAAUUCCAGCAUUGGCAAGGAAUGCGGCUGACCUUCACCUCCCGGAGCCAGAGCCCAGGCUCCCCCCCAGGCCCCCAGGGGCCCUGGGACUGCCGCCCCUUCCCCUGUCUGACCUCCAGUGCGGCCCUGGCCCCACCGGCCCAGGGGGGCUCUCCGGGCACGGAGCCCCCCCCAAGGCACCCCCCGGUGUGUCCCAGGCUGGUCCCGCUCCAGGCUGGCCCUGCCCCCGCAGGCCCGGACGUGUGGGUGGCCCGCCAGGCCAUUUGUUCCAGGAAGGGUUUCCAGAGCGGCUCCCCCAGGCUGGGUGGCGAACCCCUGCCCGGCUCCGGGCUCCCGGCUCCCCGCACUGCCUGCAGUGCUGAGGCCCCUGGUCCUGUCCACACCUCAAGGAGUGUCGGCAGGAUGUGGGGAGGGUGGUGGGACCAGCAAGAGAGCAGUGUACAUGCAUGUGAGCACGCUCGUGUGUUACGGCAUGUGCACGUGAGUGUAUGCACGUCUGUACACGCGUGUGCUCGUGUCUCGUGCAUGCACAUGUAUGCAAACGUGUCCUUGUGGGCACGGGCACACGAGCAUAGGUGUAUGGGUACACAUGUGCAUGCCAGACGCUCUGUGUGUGAGACACGUGUGUUCACAUGUACACAAAAGUACGUGUGUGUGUGCACACGUGCAUAUGUAGGAGCUUUGCUCCCUUGGAAGUACGCGGAGUUCCCGCAGCACCUUCUGGUCAAGUGGAGGCACGCCGACAGCUGUUCCCGCCUGCUGCCCGGUCCCUUCCCCCCAGUGGGAGCUGUGCCCCCAGCUAAGGGAGAGGACGGGGUGAGGGCGAGAAAGCCAACGUGCCGGCGUUCACCUUGGACGCACAGCCUUUGGGUCGGCCGCUGUUUGUUUUCUCUGCUCGGAGCGUCAGGACGCGGACUAUUUAGGGACGGUGUUGCUUCCCAAAGAUGGAUAAUGACAGUAAUUACACCUGGCCCGUCCUGCGUCUUCCGGCCCCACGUCCCGCUACGACCCCAGAAGCCCACCGCACGUGGGGAGCCAGGCCGUCCAGUCCUCGUGCGAGGCCGGGCCGGGUUCCUGCCGGCUGGUGGCAUCAAGCGGGGGUCCCCUGCCCUCUGCUGGCCCCAUGCUGCCUGCAGCCUCCCGCUCAGGAGCGCCAGCCUGGGCACACCAGGAGCCUGCAAGGCCCUCUCGGCCGUGGGGCUGCUCUGA
This is a messenger RNA of Nyctereutes procyonoides (raccoon dog), 1227 nucleotides long. RefSeq lists its product as uncharacterized. The record is from RefSeq and is a predicted model, not a curated record. The coding region runs from base 1 to 1227 and encodes 408 amino acids. Lineage: Eukaryota; Metazoa; Chordata; Mammalia; Carnivora; Canidae. The transcript is spliced from 3 exons.